CAACCAAACCGCCGCCGCAGCCGAGGACGACGACGCAACCAGCCCCCGGCAUCAGCAAAACAAUGAAGCCUUCCACAACAGCAACACUACUGGCCUGCACAGCAGUGCACGUGCAGGCCUUUUCGGAUUCCUCACCGUUUAUCCUAUUUUCCACGGCCAAACUCCCACCGGCCCCGUCAGAUGCCCAACUGCAGACCUCCUCGCAAGUCCUCGCCGCCGCAAAGUCCCUGCUCGCGUCAUGUCCGACGACGCGGUACAUCCUCGUCUCGCAGCCGAACAUGCACGCAGCCGACUUCCGCGCCACCGACAGCAGCAACAGCGGCACCGGCAACAGUUGCCGCAUGCCGAACCUGUGUCGCGCGGUUCGCGCGGCGGGCGAGAAUGCCAGCUGGAGCGUCGCCGAGGUGAUCGGCCAGGUCUCCGGCCGGCCGCUGGCCGAGUACGUCGCCCAGGCGUGCGAGGCGCGCGGGGUUGAGGCGAAGCUGGACAAGAUUGAGCUGAAGCACUUGCCUGCUGCUGCUGAGGGCACGAAGAGGGAACGAGAGAGGAGGGAGGUUUUGGGCGAUAAUGAUCACGAACUGGGCCAGCUUCUCGAGAUCCUGGAUGGCGACUACACUGUUAUGGUGUACUCGGACCCGAACGAGUUCAAGGCGUACCAACCUGACUUCGUGGAGCCGGUCCAUACCGACAUGAAGCGCUGGUCUGAGGAGCUAGAGCUCGCCGCGAGGCAGAUGUCGAAUUCGACCUCGAGGUUGCCGCUGUUUGAAAAGUAUCAGUUCUUCACGCCGGGCAUCUUCAUGUCCUUCAUCGUGCUUGGUGUCGUCCUCUCCAUCCUGGGCGCCGGUCUCAAGGCGCUUGCCAGCCUGGAGGUCUCUUACGGCGCGUUCGACAAGGAGAUGGGACCGGCGGCGCAGAAGAAGCAGAUGUAACAUAGCGUAUCUGUCUCAUUACGCCGUGCCUGUGGCGCGGCUUUUUUGGUGGCUUGCAGCAUUCCUCGUUGUACUGGGAGUUUCGGGAGUUGGGCAUACUUGUGGUGUCAUGAAUGUUUAGACAUCUCUUGGAGAUAUUAUCGAUGACGGCUUCGGCGUGCUUAAUCGUGAAUGGCUUUUAAUGCCAGAGACAGUGAC
Messenger RNA from Thermothielavioides terrestris NRRL 8126, 1127 nucleotides. RefSeq lists its product as uncharacterized. Gene Ontology annotation, biological process: fungal-type cell wall biogenesis; (1->6)-beta-D-glucan biosynthetic process. Gene Ontology annotation, cellular component: endoplasmic reticulum membrane. The record is from RefSeq and is a predicted model, not a curated record. The coding region runs from base 63 to 929 and encodes 288 amino acids. Lineage: Eukaryota; Fungi; Ascomycota; Sordariomycetes; Sordariales; Chaetomiaceae. The transcript has 4 exons.